AUGAAGGAGGACCAAAAGCUACAGGCAGAGAAUUCGUUGAUGUACGUGCUGGAAAAAAAUAAUAUGCCCAACCCACAGUCGAGACAGAUUCACGCGCUGGUGGUGAUUCCAGCUAAGCUGCAAGCUGCUUCAAUCAAGAAGCAACUGCGAUACAAGGGAAUGAGCACCGAGUCCGUGUCGCAAGUUCUUGAAUGCGUUGGCGCAGAAUUUCGCCAAGCUCUGACCAGUGAGCCAUUGCCAAGCUUCUUCACUGAGGACGAGUGGAAAGACCUCAAGGAUUUGAAUUGGCGUACAAAUAGCCGUAUUCACGAUGGCAAGGUUCCCACAACCAGCAAAGGGAAAUCACAUAUCCACGAAGAAGAAUAUGCCAAAGUAUAUAUAGGCAACAUUUUUGCAUACGAGCUCGAAGGCUUAAAGAGAUUAAAUAUCCAAGCUAUCAAAUGGGGUAGUAGCUACCGUGAUAAAGGGCGUGGUAGAACGGGUGAGAUUGUUUAUGUAAGCAACGUUUCGCGCCGAAUCAACCAGAGAUUGGUAGCUAAGCAGUACAAUGCUUCGACUGAAACCCUUGAGAAACACUUGUCGCCUGACUACAAGGCUGAUUCUAAGUACCAUUUUUACAAUGGUAAUCAAAUGGAAUCAAACCUACAUGAGGGUAUCGAGGCUACCGAUUUCAACGAUAAGCUCGAGAAUGUUCUUUCGAUCCAGGUAAGUGCUUUUACGGUAAAUAUCGCUCUUGGGUACGUAUUUGUAGGCAAGAACGAUCCUGAUGAUACUCAUACUCGCUACUUCUAUUCGAAUCUCACCAACACUUAUGUGUGCAGUAAGUCUGUCUCUAUCAACAGCAAGGCUGAUAUUCGAAAAAAAGGGGAUUUCGAAAAUUCGGUCUAUGGGGUUGGCUGA
Messenger RNA from Plasmopara halstedii, 900 nucleotides. RefSeq names its product CRN-like protein. The coding region runs from base 1 to 900 and encodes 299 amino acids. The transcript is spliced from 3 exons. The record is from RefSeq and is a predicted model, not a curated record. Lineage: Eukaryota; Oomycota; Peronosporomycetes; Peronosporales; Peronosporaceae.